Molecule: messenger RNA, 2338 nt
Organism: Elaeis guineensis (African oil palm)
Lineage: Eukaryota; Viridiplantae; Streptophyta; Magnoliopsida; Arecales; Arecaceae
Source: RefSeq, a predicted model, not a curated record
AUCGUAGAGGUGGCAUAAACUUAAAACCAUGAAAUUGGAGGAGCCUUAAAGGACAGUCAGAACGAGGGCGAUAAAGCGAGAGGGGAGCCGCGCAGAGGGGUCGGUCGAAUCUUCGAAUUUUUCUCUUUCAAACGCCAGUAGGAGAAACAGUGAAAGAAGGCAGAGCGUUACACAGAGAGAAAGAGUGAGAGACGGAAAGAGGAAGGGUCAGAGAAGAACAGUUCCAAUUUUUUCUCUCUCUUCUCCUCUUUCUCCAGUUUUCCAACCCAGAAACCCCGCACCAUUCCAUAGAUAGUAGCCCUCCCCUUGCUCGUCUUACCGAUUUCUCCUCGGAUUCUUCUCGUUCUUGGAGAUUCCUCUCUCGACCUCGCCUCGCCUCUCUUAUCUUCGCCCCAGCGAUCGAACUAAAGUUUCCGAGAGGGCCUUGUAUCGAUCUUUGCUGCACUCUAGAACACCUCGGUGGUGAGGAGUUGAUGGAUUUUUACCAACAGUAUCAACUAUCAAUUGCGGUUCUCAUCUUUUGAAGUCUGAGAUCUGAAAAAUGUCAGUCUGCCACGUAGAAGGACUUGAAGGAUCGGUCAGUUGCGAUGAGAGGAAAGAGAGGAAAUCAGAUGUUGAGAUCUCGGAAGAUGAGAGAAGGAGAACAAAGAUCGGGUCUCUGAAGAAGAAGGCUUUGAAUGCUUCCACCAAAUUUACCCAUUCUCUUAAGAAACGAGGGAAACGGAAAGUUGAUUUCAGGGUUCCUUCAGUUGCGAUCGAGGAUAUAAGGGAUGCCGAAGAGGAGCGCGAGGUCUAUGCUUUCCGGCAAGAGCUUAUUGCCAAGGAUUUAUUGCCUGAUAAACACGAUGACUAUCACACGUUGCUCAGAUUUCUUAAGGCUAGGAAAUUUGACUUUGAGAAAUCGACCCAGAUGUGGGCUGAGAUGCUUCGGUGGAGAAAAGAGUUUGGAGCAGACACCAUUUUAGAGGAUUUUCACUUUGAAGAACUGGAGGAAGUCCUGUGCUACUAUCCUCAAGGGUACCAUGGAGUGGACAGGGACGGAAGGCCUGUAUAUAUUGAGAGGCUUGGAAGAGUCGAGCCUAACAAGCUUAUGCACAUCACUACAGUUGAGCGCUACAUAAAAUAUCACGUUCAGGAAUUUGAGAGGGCCCUGCAUGAGAGAUUUCCUGCUUGUUCGAUUGCUGCCAAAAGGCAUAUUGAUUCAACAACCACAAUACUGGAUGUGCAUGGUGUGGGAUUGAAGAAUUUCAGCAAGGCAGCAAGAGACCUCUUGCACAAUAUGCAGAAAAUAGAUGGUGAUUACUAUCCUGAGACACUUCAUCAAAUGUUCAUUGUUAAUGCUGGUCAUGGUUUCAAGCUGCUUUGGAACACUGUAAAGGGAUUUCUUGACCCCAAAACCACGGCAAAGAUACACGUACUUGGGACCAAAUAUCAGAGUAGGCUUCUUGAAGCUAUUGAUGCAAGCCAACUGCCAGAUUUUCUGGGUGGUUCAUGCACGUGCUCUGAUGAAGGUGGUUGUCUUAGGUCUAAUAAAGGACCAUGGAAUGACCCUGUCAUUAUGAAGCUUGCACAUAGUGUUGAAGCAGCAUGUGUCAGGGAAAUUAGGCGAGUUUCUGAUGGAGAACAAAGAUAUGAAUCCUGUCAUAGGCUGCGCUCACUGAAGGGAAGAUGUAGUGAUACAUCAACAGCUGAAUCAGGAUCAGAUUUUGAUGAUCUUGGUUCUCCUAUUAUAUCCAGAACUGCUGAAUAUAGCCGUUUGGCUCCAGUUCAUGAAGAAGCCAGGACAGCAGAUUCAACAUCUUACUACAGUUGCAAUGACCGCUUUGUGUUGGUUGAUAAGACUGUAGUAUGCAGAAGGAAAACAGGAUCUGAUGGUAAUGCAUCUAGAGAACUCAAGGAUCAUGGACGUGGCUUUGCCAAUGGAACAUCACAUUCACUAGAAGGAAAUUUGCGAUAUCUUGCAAGAGCACUAGUUGCAUUUUUGGUUAAACUGGUAUCCUUCUUUCGUGUCUUUGUUUGUAGACAAGAAAGGAGAUUGGAGAACAUUCAUCCAUCAGAUACAUUGGUCCCUGCUCCAGAGGUCCCUGCUCCAGAGAGCCAUCCCAGUGUAGAAGUUGUCAAGGAAAACAAUUUUGGUCCUUGUUUAGAACGUCUUCAAAGGCUUGAGUUGAUGUUCAAUGAGCUCAGUAACAAACCUGCAGAGAUUCCACAGGAAAAAGAGCGUGUGCUUCUUGAUUCUUGGGACAGGAUCAAGUCCAUUGAAUUUGACCUUGAGAAGACAAAGAAGGUAUUGCAGGCCACAGUGGUGAAGCAAAUGGAGAUUGCAGAAAUGUUAGAA